AUGAACAUCUCGUCAUCUACAGGACUCAGCAACGUGGACACUUUUGGAAGAAUGCGGGCUAUCUACACAUUGUACAUGCUGCUAGGUAUUAUUAGCGAUACCAAGCUAGUAAGCUCACAACCGAAGCUAAUCCAAAGAAAGACCAUCAGGACUACCAGUUUAGAAGCAGACGUCCAGACGGCUAUAAAUCACGACUCGGGUUCGAACGCGUAUUACGACGCUUUGACCGACUUCUUCUCUGUCUUCAAACCAUUACUGAGCGAAAACUUCAUCCAAGAACUUCCCAAAACUUUAAUCUGCAUUUUAUCAGAGAGACACGAUUGCGGAGCGGAAGCGGACCUCACAAGGACGGUAACUCAGGAAUUGGGUAAACCCCUGCUGCUGUUCUUGUCAUCUACGAGAUCCCAGACCUGCACUCACUCGAACGAUGGCGGCGAUACGGAGUACAGUAGUUUAGUCAACGCUUACCUCAGGGUGGGGGAACCUGAGACCGCAACGCAGGGUGGAAUCAAACACACGUUUUUAACCAUCAUGGCCAGGUUGCCUCUUUUUGGGACUUUGGUGACGACUGUGAGCGGCGUGGUGGAUGCAGCCGCCAAACACGUGUUCGACAUGGUAGCGACGUUGAUUCGAGUACCGAUGGAGUACAUUAAAAUAGUACUACAGUUUGGAAUAAGAAUCCCAACACUUGACCAAAGAGAAAGCUGCGAGCAAGGAGAUCUCAAGCAACUUAUAAUGUGGGGAAUGACCCACAAUGUGAGCUGGUCCUUCACCAACUCAAUCACUGCCAUUCUUCUGGACACCUUCCUGAAACCAGAACAGCCCGGUUGCACAUACCCAGAGUGCCAGAAUCCCCCUUCGUUCCAACGCCGUACCCCAGACACCCACCACAACACGCCCCUGCGAUGCGACCACCCAAAUCUGUCACAGCUCAACGAUACACUCUGCGCCGAAGUCCUCUACGGUUCCAGAACAGGAACAUCCGCAUCAGUGAUCACCUUGUGUCAAGCACUCGGAUCCCUCAGUUCCGGACAUUUGGAAGCUGUUUGGAGAAACAUGUGCUAUGUCAUAAAAGCGCUAACGGUCCCAAUUCUCGGAAAGUCGUCGGAAUGCAGUAUUGGAGAUACGCAUCUAUUUCCUGUCAGUCCUCGCCGUAAAGCCAGAGAAGCCCCAAACCUUCAAAGACUUGCUUGCGACUACAAUAGCUGGCUAGAAAACCGAACAGUGGACACGGUUCUAGUCUCGUUGUGCGGCGACAACGAACGGGAAGAGUUUGUCCGGCACGUUUGCGCGAAUGCUUCGCUGAUCAGGAAGUUGCUAUCCGACCCGAUGAACGGUUGGUUGUACGGAUUCUGUGGGAAUUCUUCAGAAAACUCCAGCUACCUAGUGAAUCAGUUCUGCAGUUACGGACUUUGGUUGGAUCGACCAACAGUCCCGAUAGACUCGGACUUAUUGGAGUUCUGCAUUACCCGAGACGGUCCCAGACUUACAAAACUCAUCUGCGAACACAUCGGUUUCUUCAUGUUAUUGUUCUCCAACCCUGAGAACGCGAGGUUGAUGCCGAACUGUACAAAUGCACCGCAACCGCUACCGUUCCCUGGUCCGGAUCCGCUAGAGUCUCGAUCUUGUGUCUACUCAGAGUGGCGAGAUGUGGUUCAGAUUCCGAGUCAUAUUUUGACAAAGUGCAUUCGUAACAAUCCGAGAGGUUUCGCCGAGAACGUAUGCGCUAACAGAACCUUUCUCGAAAAACUGCUACUGAAUCAAAACAACGCCUGGGUCGAGGAUCAUUGUAGUACCGUUUUGGCGUUCCCCCCUACUGUGACUCCAAAACCUUUCGGUAUUUCAGACUGGUGCGACUACCAUUCGUGGGAGAAUCGGCAAGUGGACGAUUCGGUGGUGGGACUUUGUUGGCAACAUGAUCAGCUGGCUUUUCAGAAGAACGUCUGCUGCAAGGCGGCUUUGUUUUCUAAGCUCUUACAGAAUCCACAGAACCAAUGGCUGAAAUCCGUAUGCGCCGACAAGGAAAUCCAGGUUCCAACACAGGUGUGCAAGUAUUCCGAGUGGACACGUCCCAUCAUUGUCGAUAUGACCGACUUGGCUCUCUGUGCCGAGAAGGACCCAAUAAACUUCACCGCCAAAGUCUGUUCCAACACGACAGUCCUUCAGAACCUGAUGACUAACCCGGACAACACUUGGUUAAUAAACUACUGUGCAAACCAUUCCAAACUGGGAGUGACUCCCGAUGGGAAUGAUGGCGGAGGAGAGGGGACGGGAUUCGACCCCGCGGAACAGUGCCGGUAUUCCACCUGGAGUAUCGUCCUUCCGGAUGUAGCGCUCUUGACUCUCUGCUGGGAGAAUGAUCAGUCCAACUUUGUCUCGUCGAUCUGCUCGAACCCUGGCCUUCUCUUCCUGUUGGCACUUGAACCCUGGGGCACGUGGGUGGGCACCAUGUGUGCCACCUAUGCCAACUACACCGCCGCUAAGAACCAAACCACCGAGGAGAACUUUUGCUUAGCCAAACACUUGAUGAGCCAAUUCAACUGGACCUGUUCUGUGGACUUCGCCCCCGCCUGCCAACCCGGUGCCAGCCAGGACUUGGUCAUGCACGUGAUGAUGCGCUGCUGGGCGGACGGCCUGAGGUCCAGGGUCGGGAAUCUGGUGACUUCGUCCGUAGCUACGGUGUUGGAACAAGCAGUCAGCACAACUGUUGUAGUAUUGCUCGCAAUUGAGGAGAUCCAGAAUACGUCACUGCAUGUCGCCAGGAACGUACGGACUACUGUGCUGGACUCUGUAGUUCGGUAUCUCAAGAGGGAGACCAACUUUAACAAAAAGAGGAUUUUGCUGCAAUGUUUUGGGACCGUACUAACCAGCUUGAUGCCAACAGCACAGGACGCAAGCGGUGACCAAUUCCUCAUCAUUAAAGAGUACUUCCACAUACCAUCAAACAACCUGAAGUCGGUACUGAGUGCGCUCCACAUCACCACCGUGCGCAUGAUCCUUCAAUACUAUACAAGACACAAGGAUACACUGCAGUUGGCGGAUAAAUACCUGGCAACCUUAACGUCCGUGCUGUUCCAGAACCACCUGGCCAAGGAUGGAGGUCUUUUUUCCGAGAUGGCCCCCCUUUUGGAGGCGGCCAGUCCAGCUGACAUUCAGAGUUUGCCUUCCCUGCAAAGCAACCUUGAUGUGAUGGAAACCAUCAACCGAAACCUGGACCGCCUGUCUCCGGAUCAGCGGCGUGCCUUCGGAUCGUGGUACAGCAAAGCUCUGCCCGCCUCCGACAUCACCGGAGGUCCCGACUCGCUCAUCGGGGACAUUGGAAACGUGAUCACGUACCUGCCCUUCCACAGCUUCCAACACCUCUCACCUGCUCAGCUUUUAGCCGGACUGGAUGUACUCCGUCGAAACAGUUUGAGUUCCUUGAAGCAGGAAUUUGUGGCCCGGAGCAUCACGGUCACCUUCAGGAACUUGACUGCUCAGGACUUCAUCAGGUUGGGCAACCUCUCAUGCCUGGCAGAGCCAAGCGACCUCCUGGCGUACAAAGGCAGCGACGCCUUCGCCGUCAUCUGGGACGUCAUCAUGAACUGCACCCGCGACGGACUAAGCCUGCCCAGUCACCUGACUUCCGGUCUUUUACUGAACAGCACCGAGUUGACCGUCCCGUCCUCGCUGGGUCCAGACAAACUGGCGGCAGUCGCCCAUCUCCUGCCCUCCCUGGGGGCCACGUUCCUGCUGGGACUCACCCCGUCGCAGCUUCUGGGAGCCCUCCCCGCCCUCAGCGCGGUGUCCUUCAGUCCCGUACAGGCUUCCAUCAUUGUUGACAAGUUGUCAUCCAUCAACAUCCUGAGCCCCUUAGGCCGCCUGCAGGAGCUCGGCUCGCUCACCGUGGGAGUGAAGACGGAGACGUUGCUGAUGCUGACGUCUGACAGGCUGCUGGCAUCCCUCCCCGACAUGGCCCAGCACGCCGCCGGCCUCCGGCCACCGCAAGCUAACGCCAUCGCCACCAAACUUUGGGGUUUUCCAGAGGUCGUCUACUGGUUGGAUGACGUGGAACCUCUGCUUUGUUGCACGCCUCUGCUCAGCAUCCUGCCCAGGAUUCAGACGCUGGCGGAUCGCGUCUCCGAUGCAUCCACUAAACCUUGGAACACGCAGCAGGCCAAAGCCAUAUUCAAAGUGGUUCUGGAUCUUAACCCUUACCUGGUACAGGAGGAUUUCCUGAGUCUUGGGAUGCUGGGACUGGGAGUGAGCUGCCAGGUAUUACAGCAGCAUCUCAGGGCCUACACGUCGCCCGAUUCGGUGAGGAGAAUCCUGGCUCUCCUCAGACAGCAACCCAGCCCUCUGCACACCUCGCUGAAAAGGUGUGUGAUCGAGGAACUGUAUCAGUUUGAGUUCUUCUCCGAACUCUUUGAAGACCUCGGAGUCGAGAUUGCGUUGUCCAUGCCGGUGAGCACCAUUAAAAAGUUCCCUUCCGACAUGAUGGACACUUUGCGGCGAAUGAUUGUCCAGGACUCCGCCCCCUUUUUCAUCAUGUCCAGAACCGAACAGGAGCUCCUUGUGGACAAGAUGGUGCAAAGAAUGGGCAUGUACACCGGCGUGUACACGGAGGAGGAGUUUCGUUCGUUGGGAGUCAUGGCUACUUUUGUGUCGGAUGAGAUUCUGAUCCAGCUGGAUCGCACGUUCUUCAGAGACAAUCUGGAUUUCCUCCAGACUCUCUGCUACAGCAACAGCAAGAUGGACAUGGUGGCUCGGAUGCUGCUAGAACUUGCAGUCUUCGGCCCAGCGGUGCAAAACUGGAACCAGACCACACUCAGUCAGGUGGACCGGUUUCUCUUCUUCCUUCCUCAGGACCGAUUGCAGGAGAUUUCUUUGGAAUUGAUGACGGUGGGACGAAUAGAGAAGCUGUUCAUGACGCAGCGUCGGUGGGAACGAGGGCCCGUGGGGCGCCGCUGUUUGGAUGAAAGCCAGAAGAGGCGCUUUGCCGAAAAGCAGCAGUUUGUUCUUCAGUUCUUCCUGGGAUUCCUCAAGAUAAAUCCUCUGUCACCGGCUCCUAUGGUUCCUAACUGUGAGAUCCUGCAUACCACGGCCCCAUCUGCAUGGACCUCCAACAGCCUGACGAGCAUGUCGUCAUCGGCCUUCACCAACUGUCUGGAGCUGAUAGGACUGGACCCGUUCCUGGCGUCGUACCAACGAAGCCAAGUCUUCAACAAAGUCAAACAACUGUACGGGCCAGUGUCGUCCUUCUCCCAGUCCCUCAUCAGUCAGCUGGGCCGACUGGCGCUGGAGAUGCCCCCGGAGGAACUGAGCAGGUUGAGGCUGACUGAAAGGAGGAGCAUCGCCUCCAUGGGCGCCGUCGGAGAAUGGAACACCAGACAGCUGUCUGCGCUGUUUGCGACCAUGUUGAAUUCCACCAAGCUGAAUCCCAGCCAGCUUGACUCCAGCACGCUCGUUGCCGUCGGAUACGCGGUGUGUGGCGCCCGAGCCACAGACAUGAGCUCGUUUAACGCCGUGGAGUUCAGUAAGGCGGUGCUGUGGCUGGGUCAGCUCAGGUUGGCCUGCUCCGAAGAACAACUGGGGGCCCUGGUGGGUCUGCUGACCCACAGUCUUGCGUUUGGACCCAUUAGUUCCUGGGGAAUGGAUGUCUUCAUUGAGAUUGGAGUUCUGGCAGCUGGUCUCCCAGAUAUGGCCAUGUCAGCCUUGGUGAAAGAGCAAAUAGAAGGAAUCUCCCCAUUGGCUAUCUCGCUGAUAACACCUGAGAAGUUUGCUGUGGUGUUCCACCAGAGGCAGAUAAGCAUGUUCUCCUACGAGCAGGCGGCUGCGGUGACAGACGCGCAGCUCUCAGCGCUAUCGGACGUUCAGAGGACGGCGCUGGCUAUGGUGCUGAUGCCCUGGGAAGACAGACAUGUGGACUUUCGAGGGAGGUCACAGGGCCAGGUGGCGUGCUCCAGUUCUUUGUGCCUGAUCCUGGCCUUGCUGAUGGUCCUUGUCCAUCCCGGGUCAUCACCCCGCUAACCCCUGCUGGAUCAGGACGGGCCUCCUCACCCCCUCUAUAAGCAACAAUAUAUCAUAUAUCAUAUCUCCAUUUAACAAGCACUUCUGAGAGGAUAGUUAGUCAUUAUUUAUGUUAUAAUGUACUUUUAUGAUGUUUAUAUUUAUUGUAUGUAUGUAUUGAUUUGGGAGUUGUUCAUACUUGUGCUCACUUCAUGAUUAAAGAGGUAUUCAUAUU
Messenger RNA from Doryrhamphus excisus (bluestripe pipefish), 6223 nucleotides. NCBI's taxonomy places the organism in Eukaryota, Metazoa, Chordata, Actinopteri, Syngnathiformes, Syngnathidae. The record is from RefSeq and is a predicted model, not a curated record.